UGUAAAUAGAUAAAACGAAACGUAUUCAGUAUUGUUUAUAUUCUGUAUCUGUGAACUAAAAAUUGACAACAACGCUGCGAAAAAUUCAGCUAUUUACCGCUGAUUUUACUUCACAAACUACAUUAUAAACUUCUAAACACUACACAAAUACCUUAAAACACUCAAUUGAAGUGCAAAUCUAGUGAUAUCCAACAGAACACAAACAUAACCUCAAAAUGUCUGAUGAUGAGGAUGUAAUCUUGGUGAAGAAGCCAAAGCAGGUCCACUAUGGAUCCUUGGAGGAGCAGGAGAAGGCCCGGCUGGCGGCCCUGGCAGCUGCCGCCAAGGAAGGUGCCGAAGAUAUGGGCGGGAAAGAGCUAGGAGAUAUUCAAAUCUCAAGCGAAUACAUGGAGCUGGAAGAAGAGAUGUCUCGUGACAAGAAGGCUCUGCUCGAGGAGUUCGAGAGGAGACGCAAGGCGAGGCAGCUGAACGUCUCCACUGAUGAUGAUGAGGUACGUCGGAGUCUCCGGCAGCUGGGAGAGCCUGUUUGUCUGUUCGGCGAGGGCCCGGCCGAGAGGCGAGUGCGUCUGCGCGAUUUACUUAGCUACCUAGGAGAAGAUGCAAUCCACAAGAAGCUAGAAGAAGAAGAAGCCAGGAUCGAGAGGGACCGCGGCAGGGAGGGCACCUGGUACCACGAGGGACCGCCCGAGCUGAGAGAGGCUAGGCUCUGGAUUGCUCGGUAUUCACUGCCGAAGGCUAAGCUUAGGUUAAGUAAAGCCCGUGAGGAAUUGAAACUAGCGGGAAGUGUCCGCGCGGCUGCUAAACAGGAGUCACAACGCAAGGCGUCAGCCAUGUCCAUUUAUUGCAGUCAGAUCGGCGAUACCCGGCCAAUAAGUUUCUGCAGAUUCAGUAGUGAUAGCAAGAUGCUGAUAACUGCUAGCUGGUCAGGUUUAGCCAAAGUAUGGUCUGUCCCCGAGUGCAAAGAGUUGCAAGUACUGAAGGGUCACACUUGUAACGUGAGCGGCGCUGACUUUCAUCCUAGAGCUAUCAUGCCACAUCAUUUUCAGAAUAAGGUAACAAUACAAAAAGAAGAAAACGAAACAAAACAACCAAUGGAGACAUCAGAAGGUACAGAAAACCCUUCAGAACAGACGUCAGAACAGUCAGAACCGACGUCAGAACCUUUUGAAACGUCAGACGAAACGUCAGACGCGUGCACUAUGGCUACUUGUGCUUACGAUGGCACGGUACAUUUGUGGAAUUUUAACAGCGAGUCACCACUGGCCUCCCUCUCAGGGCACAGUCCGGCUCGCGUCUGCCGCGUCCACUUCCACCCCUCGGGGCGGUUCCUCGCCACCACCGUGUUCGACCACUCCUGGCGUCUGUGGGACUUACACACCGCGACGGAGGUGCUGCACCAGGAGGGCCACGCCAAGGCGGUGUACUGCGUCGCCUUCCAGGGGGACGGCUCGCUCGCUGUUACCGGUGGCAUGGACGCGUUCGGUCGCGUGUGGGACCUGCGCACGGGGCGCUGCGUGAUGUUCCUGGAGGGGCACCUGGGCCCCGUGCUGGGCGCCGACUGGGCCCCCGCCGGCCACCAGCUCGCCACCGCUGCUGCUGAUCAUCAGACGAAAAUCUGGGAUUUAAGACGUCGUUCAGCGCUGUACACCAUACCUUCACACACGCAUUUAUUGAGCGAUGUUCGAUACCAGAAGAGUCAUGGUCACUUCUUACUGACUUCAUCUUACGACAAAACUGCUAAGAUCUGGUCCAACCCCGCCUGGCAUCCGCUCAGAACACUCUCCGGACAUGAUAAUAAGGUGAUGAGCGCAGAUAUAUCGUAUGACAAUAAAUACAUAGCGACUUGUUCUUACGACAGAACGUUCAAACUUUGGGCGCCCGAUCUUGCCUGAAUUAUAAAUAAUUAUAAUUAUAUACGGUACCAAUAAUGUAAGGGAAAUGUUUGUUACAAUGCAAUAAAGACAAUUUUGAAAAUA
Molecule: messenger RNA, 1976 nt
Organism: Helicoverpa zea (corn earworm)
Lineage: Eukaryota; Metazoa; Arthropoda; Insecta; Lepidoptera; Noctuidae
Gene: U4-U6-60K
Product: U4/U6 small nuclear ribonucleoprotein Prp4
Exons: 14
Coding region: 216-1892 (558 amino acids)
Biological process (GO): mRNA splicing, via spliceosome
Cellular component (GO): U4/U6 x U5 tri-snRNP complex
Molecular function (GO): protein binding; U6 snRNA binding; U4 snRNA binding
Source: RefSeq, a predicted model, not a curated record